Molecule: messenger RNA, 8979 nt
Organism: Megalops cyprinoides (Indo-Pacific tarpon)
Lineage: Eukaryota; Metazoa; Chordata; Actinopteri; Elopiformes; Megalopidae
Gene: piezo1
Product: piezo-type mechanosensitive ion channel component 1
Exons: 51
Coding region: 613-8163 (2516 amino acids)
Source: RefSeq, a predicted model, not a curated record
AAAAGCACUUGCACUUUGCAGUCGGGCGAGACCGGAAUAUCUAAACAUAAAUGCAGCCAAUAACUCACUAAAUAUAAGCCGCGAGACCAGCUUUGGUUUAAUACUAAUGAACAGAACAGCUAUGGAAGAGGGAUACCUUAGAACAGUAAAAGGGCGAAGUUUGAACAAACUGAAUGAACAGUACGACUGUUGCCGCGCUGGUGAAUCACUUUUUCCAUGAAGAUAUAGUUUUACGGGGAAUAUUCUUGCGACUUUUGUAAGGAGCAUAACAUUGACUCUUAAAAAAGAUUUAUAGACAUUGUAUGCUAGUGUGGAGAAGGUUACUCUACCAACAGGUAGAAAUGUCAUCUGGAUAAACUAAACGAUGGGCUGGAUAUGACAACUGUUCUGGAAGUUAUGAAGUGAACGUUUUACUCCGAAGUAGUAGAUUUGCUCCAGAAUGGAGUGACUCUCCGUAUUACAGUAAACUGGCCAUCCACAGACCACUUUAAACCUUUGGACAUGAACAUUUGUCAAGAUUUGGAUCGGUUUUGUCUGAUUUAGUGGAAUUUGAAGUUUCGUCGAGCAAUGCUUGUGAAGAAAUAGUUUGUGGAGUGCUCUCGGGACGCGCAUAUGGAGCUCCAGGUGGUGUGUGGAUUGCUCUGUUGCUUUCUUCUGCCGACUUUCUUACUCGCAGCCUGCUUGCUUCGCUUCAAUGCCCUGUCCCUCAUCUACCUGCUGUACCUGUUGCUGUUGCCAUGGGUCCUUCGGCCCGACAAACGUACGCUGCAAGGGCACGCAGGUCGCUUUAUCAAGGCCCUGUUUGGCACCAGCCUUCUCUUCCUCCUGGCCCAUGUGACCUUUCAGAUCUGCCUUUACACCAUCCCGGGAUUGGACGAUGAGCUGGGGCACAACUGUAGCUCGUGGGAGACGUUAUCGAGACAUGUUGGAGUGUCCAGGCUUCCCCUAGAGGACCCUUGGAAUUUGCUGCGGCUUGUGGGCCCUGACUUUGGCGUCUUCAUCAUCUCCCUCGUCACCCUGGUGCUGUGCAACCGGCUGCUGAGCAAGAAGGACAAUGAUCCGAAUCAGGCCAAGGCUGAGGGCUCAGAGCCCGCGGGAGAGGAAGAGGAGGAGGAGAAUGAGGAAGAGGAGGAGGGAGAGGAGGAAGGCCGGUCGUCGCCCAGCGAGCCGGAGGGUGACCUGUCCCCCACGACGCGCGCCGCCCUGUUGGCAGCCCGGCUCCGGGUCACAGCCCAGCGGUUCCUCAGAGACCUGGGCCGGGUUCUGGCCAUCAUGUUGUUGGGUCUGGCUGGUAUCACGCUGCCCUCUGCCUUUUCUGGAAUCUACUACCUCCUGUUCAUCUGCGUGUGCACCUGGUGGGCCUGUCACCUUCCCAUCAGCCCCCUGGGCUUCAACGUGAUCUGCGUGAUGGUGGGCUUCUUCACAGCGGGGCACCUGGUGUGCCUCUACCUGUAUCAGAGCUUCUAUGCCCAGGCCAUCUUACCACCUGCUAGCCUGUGGGCCAGACUCUUCGGCCUCAAAGAGAUUGUAACGCCUUGCAACUGCUCCUCCUCUUAUGACCUCAUCCUGAACACGGAACAUGAUUGGCCAGUGUAUGUCAACCCCGGGAUCCUCUUCCUGCUCUACAUCACCAUGGCGAUUGUUCUGAAAAUGGGCAGCCCUGGCCUUCACGGAGAGCAUGAAGAUGAACCACAGUCCAGAAAGGGGGUGGGGCCUGGCAGAGGGGAGGAGGUGGAGCUAGAAUCCUGGCGGCCACAGAGACGAGGCAGUGAUGAUGACACUAAGAAAACGCUGCUCCCCGCCGGUGACUCACCACAGUGUGAGUCAGAAAAUUCCAGAGGUCACGUCAUCGUCAAUUCCAGUCACCCAGAGCUAGGACCCAGUGGUGCCCCCAGUGGACAGGAGGGGGAUAACCCUUUCUACAUCGUGGGUCGAUUGGUCAUGCAGCAGAGCUAUGUAUGCGCUCUCAUUGCAAUGAUGGUGUGGAGUAUCACCUACCACAGCUGGUUGACCUUUGUGCUGCUGCUGUGGGCGUGUCUGAUCUGGAUGCUGCGGGCUCGGCGGCACUUCGCCAUGCUGUGCUCUCCUUUCAUCCUCCUGUACGGCCUGUCGCUCUGCAGCCUGCAGUACGUCUGGGCCAUGGACCUGGGGCCCGAGCUGCCCCAGCACUGGGGGACCAUGAGUCUCAGGCAGCUGGGCCUUGACCAGGCCCCCCACCCAUGCCUGCGCCUGGGGGCCAUGUUGCUCUAUACCCUGACUUUCUGGCUCCUGCUGAGACAGUCAGUUAAGGACAAUUUCAGCAGGAAGAAGAGCAUCGCUGCCCCUCUCCUGGAGGUCACCACUGGAGAGAGUGGCAGGCGAAACCAGUCGGUUCUCACGGUUCUGGGCCGGACUGUGAUGAGCUGCUACGCCAAGUACUGGAUCUUCGUGUGUGGUGGCAUGUUUAUCAUGGUCAGCUUUGCGGGCAAGCUGGUCGGGUACAAGAUCGUCUACAUGCUGCUCCUCCUGCUCUGCCUGUGUGUCUACCAGGUGUACUACUCCCUAUGGCGACGGCUGCUGAAGGCAUUCUGGUGGCUGGUGGUGGCGUACACCAUGCUGGUGCUCAUCGCCAUCUACACCUUCCAGUUCGAGGACUUCCCAGGUUAUUGGAAGAACUUCACUGGCUUCACAGAGGAGCAGCUAGCAGACAUCGGUCUGGAGACCUUCAAGCUGUCGGAGCUCUUCGUCAGCAUCCUGAUCCCCGGGUUCUUCCUGCUGGCCUGCAUCCUUCAGCUGCACUACUUCCACCGGCGCUUCAUGAAGAUCACUGACCUGGAGCACGUCACGCCCAUCCACAGGAAGAAGAAUGUCCACAAUUCGGAUGCCCCACAAGCCAUGGAUGAGAGAGGGGUUGAAGAGGGGAACCUGGAAAAUGAUCUGGAGGAUUACCAGUCAGAGGAUGAAGAGACAAUGCCCAGUAAGUGGGGUCUGGUGAUGGACCGGCUGGUGGUGCUGUUCUGGAAGUUCUCUGAGAUCCUGACCCAGGUGCAGGUCUUCCUUUGGAGGGUCAUGGAGCUUCACGUCCUCAAGAUGGUGGCCUUUUUCGUCAUCUGGGUGGCGCUGGGAGAGCCGUCAGUGAUGAAUCUGGUUCUGGUGGUUCUGUGGGCCUUCGCCAUGCCGUACCCCCGGUUCCGCCACAUGGCUUCCUGUCUGUCCACCAUCUGGGUCUGCAUUAUCAUAGUGUGCAAGAUGCUCUACCAGCUAAGCAUCGUCAACCCCACAGAGUACUCCAGUAACUGCUCUGUGCCCUUUCCCAAUGAGACCAGCCUGGAGAGGAGUGAGAUACUCAACUCCACGCUGUACAGGCAGCCAGUCGACCCAGCCAGCUGGUUCGGGUUCCGGAAAGACGAUACUGUCCUGGGAUACAGCAAAAACCACCUGCUGGUGCUGAUGCUGCUGGUGUUCGAGGCCACGGUGUACCGCCACCAGGCUCACCACUACAGGCAGCACCUGCAGUCCCCUCCCCCCAUCCCCACCCUCUUCCCCAGCACCAACAGGGUCAACAUGGACCAGAGCCUGCUGAGCGCCAUCAAAUACCUGCUCAACUACUGCUUCUACAAGUUCGGCUUGGAGAUCUGCUUCCUGAUGACGGUGAAUGUGAUUGGCCAGCGCAUGAACUUCCUGGUCAUCAUCCACUGCUGCUGGCUGGUGGUGAUCCUGACACGGCGUCGCCGGGCAACCAUCGCCAAGAUAUGGCCCAAAUACUGCCUGUUCCUGGCCUUCUUUGUGAUCUACCAGUACCUUCUAUGUGUGGGAAUUCCUCCGGCCUUAUGUAUAGACUACCCCUGGCGCUGGAGCUCCCCUGUCACCAUCAACUCUGCCCUGAUCAGGUGGCUGUACCUGCCAGACUUCUACACCAUUCCCAAAGCUAAGGACCUCAUGGCGGACUUCCUUCUGCUCAUGUGCGCCUCGCAGCAGCGGAAGGUCUUCCAGGACGAGAGGAAAGAGGACUGGAUGGUGCUGGCCGGAGAAAACAGGGACAACCCCAACCCCAUGGAGGGGAGACAUGUCAAACCUGUGCCCAACUUCAUCAACUGCAGGUGUUACCUGGACAUGGCCAAGGUGCUGGUCUUCCGCCAGAUGUUCUGGUUCGUCCUGGCGGUGGUGUUUGUGACAGGUGCCACGCGGAUCAGCUUCUUCGGCCUGGGCUACCUGCUGGCCUGCUUCUACUUCCUGCUGUUUGGGACCCAGCUGUUGACCCGGUCCUCCCGGAGCCGGCUGGUUCUGUGGGACUGCCUGAUCAUCUACAACGUGGCGGUCAUCAUCUCCAAGAACAUGCUGUCUAUCCUGUCCUGCGUGUUUGUGGAGCAGAUGCAAGCCCGCUUCUGCUGGGUGAUUCAGCUUUUCAGCUUGGCCUGCACCAUCAAGGGCUACUACGACCCGAAGGCGGUGAGCGGUCAGGACUGCAUGCUUCCUGUGGAGGAGGCAGGGAUUAUCUGGGACAGCAUCUGCUUCUUCUUCCUCCUCCUGCAGAGGAGAGUCUUCCUCAGCUUCUACUUCCUGCAUGUGACGGCAGACCUGCAGGCCUCCGCCCAGCAGGCGUCUCGGGGUUUUGAGCUGUUCAAAGCCAGCAUUGUGAAGAACAUGAGGUUCCACAAGGAGGUGGAACAAAGAUCCCUCUCGCAGCUCAAGAGAUCAAUGGAGCGCAUCAGGACCAAGCAGCAGAAAUACAAGGACGGGCAUCAUGCCUCUGACGCCAGGGAAGAGGAGCCUUUAGAAGCAGGUGAGCACACGAAGACCACCGAGCAGAAAAAAAAGUGGUGGCGUCCCUGGCUUGACCAUGCCACAGUGCUGCACUCUGGAGAGUAUUACCUGUUUGAGUCAGACAGCGAGGAGGAGGAGGAGCUACUGGCCGAGGACCUGAAGCCCCCGAGACAGAGUGCCUUUCAGCUGGCCUACCAGGCCUGGGUGUCCAACGCCAAGGUAGCUCUGAGGGACCGUCAGCAACACCAGAGGGAGCUACAAAGACUGAAGAGAGAACGCAGAUCCCAGAUCUCAGGUGAUGGAGAGGAAGGUGGGGUAAAUUCUGCGGAAGCUACUGUACAGGAAGAGGAGGAGUCGGGGGAGGAAGAGGACUCGGGGAAGAGUGACAUUGUACAGAGGAUCCUGGACGUUCUAAAAUUCCUGUGGGUCCUUUUCCUGGCCAUGGUGGAUGGCCUGACCCAGUGGCUGGACAUGCUGACCAAGCAGUACGUGGACACCUCCACCGUACUGUGUAACGAGCGCUACUUUAUCACCCACAACAUCAGCCAGGGAUCUCCCAGGGACACCGUGGUGGAGGAUCGGGUGUCUCAGUGCAGCGAGAUUCCCACUAUGGAGACCUGUGUGGACGAGCUGGACCCCGAUAAUGUGAACCGCAGCAGCGCCAUCCGUGGCACAGAGUUGGAGGAGAUGACAGACUCAGAGAGGAUCACGGGCUACAGCAGCACUACCCUCUGUUCAGUACCCUCCCCAGAGCUCGAGCUGGGCCCGGAACCGGAACCGAGGUCCAGCCAGCGGUCGCGGCAUUCCAGGACCGCCAGCGAGCUGCUCGGCGACAGUCAGUUGAUUGUGGAGGAACUGGUCCAGAGCCAGCAGUUCUACGCCUCCCAGAACCGGGCCCUGAAGCUGCUCUUCGCCCUUUACAACCUGCUGGCGGCCAACUCGGAGCUGGUGUGCUACUUCAUCAUCGUGCUCAACAACAUGGUGACCGCGUCCGUCAUCUCCCUGGUGCUGCCCAUCCUGGUCUUCCUCUGGGCCAUGAUGGCCGUGCCACGACCCACCAAGCGGUUCUGGAUGACCGCCAUCGUCUACACCGAGGUAAUGGUGGUCGUGAAGUACCUGUUCCAGUUCGGCUUCUUCCCCUGGAACAGUGCCUACGAGACCAAGCUGAACGAGGACAAGCCCUUCUUUCCACCUCGCAUUCUGGGCUUGGAGAAGACAGACAACUACAUCCGCUACGACCUACUGCAGCUGCUGGCGCUCUUCUUCCACCGCUCCCUGCUGCAGCGGUACGGUCUGUGGGACCAGGAAGGUCCGCUGGAUGAGAGCGCCAAGCAGUCGACAGAGGAGAGUGGAGAGGGGGAGGAGCCUGGGGCCUGCCCUGACCUGACCCUCACCGAACCAGAGGAAGUCAAACCGAACCAGGAAGAGGAGACAGAACCAGAUCAGAACCAAGACCCGCCCCCCGCCCCUGAGAAGGGGGAGAAAGGGAAGAGCAGUGUGCUGCGUUUCCGUAAGAGGAAGAAGCAGGUUAAAGAAGCCAAAGACACUAAAGAGAGCAAGAAGAAGACAAAGGCGAAACGUAGAGAGGCAGCGAGAAAGAGGAUGAAGCUUGUGGGAGAGAAGUUUAAACAGCUUGCCAUCUCCAUCAUUCGCAACGUCUACAGACCUGUGCACAGGUUCUUCCGCAACAUCCUGCACGCGGAGUACCGCGCGACCACCGACGUCUACGCCCUCAUGUUCCUCACCGACGUGGUGGACUUCAUCAUCAUCAUCUUCGGAUUCUGGGCCUUUGGAAAACACUCAGCGGCCGCAGACAUCGCUUCCACGCUGUCGGAGGACCAGGUGCCUGAGGCCUUCCUGGUGAUGCUGCUCAUUCAGUUCAGCACCAUGAUCAUCGACCGUGCCCUCUACCUGCGCAAAACCGUCCUGGGCAAGCUCUUCUUCCAGGUCAUCCUGGUCAUUGGCAUCCACCUCUGGAUGUUCUUCAUCCUGCCGGCGGUCACAGAGAGGAUGUUCAGUCAGAACCCGGUAGCCCAGCUCUGGUACUUUGUCAAGUGCAUCUACUUCGCCCUGUCGGCCUAUCAGAUCCGCUGCGGCUACCCCACCCGCGUCCUGGGCAACUUCCUCACCAAAAAGUACAACCACCUCAACCUCUUCCUCUUCCAGGGGUUCCGUUUGGUCCCGUUCUUGGUGGAGCUGCGGGCUGUGAUGGACUGGGUUUGGACCGACACCACCCUCUCUCUUUCCAACUGGAUGUGUGUGGAGGACAUCUACGCCAAUAUCUUUAUCAUCAAGUGCAGCCGUGAAACGGAGAAGAAAUACCCUCAGCCGAAGGGUCAGAGGAAGAAGAAGAUUGUGAAGUAUGGGAUGGGAGGGCUCAUCAUCUUCUUCCUCAUUUGCAUCAUCUGGUUUCCAUUACUCUUCAUCUCAUUGGUCAGAUCAGUUGUGGGUGUGGUCAAUCACCCAGUGGAUGUUACAGUUACUGUCAAGCUGGGAGGUUAUGAGCCCCUGUUCACUAUGAGUGUCCAGCAGCAGUCCAUCCAGCCCUUCACUCAAGAGGCCUACGACAAACUCACUGCCCACUUCGGAAAUAACGCAGUGGCGAUGCAGUUCAUAACCCUGUACAGCUACGAGGACAUCGUGACGGCCAAGAUCGACGGCAGUUCGGGGUCCGUGUGGCGAAUCAGCCCGCCCAGCCGGCGUGAGGUCAUCAAGGAGUUGCUGAGCAGCCAGGUGGACAUGACACUCCGUUUGCACUGGAACUUCCAGAGGGACCUGGGGAAAGGGGGCACAGUGGAGCACACGUUCGACAAGCACUCCAUUGAUCUGGAACCCGGAAACCCCGUCCGAGCGGAUCUGGCGUCCCUGUUAGAGGGGAACCGUACCGACCCGGUGCGUGUGCCUCACAUGUUCCCCAACUUCAUCCGGGCUCCCAACGGCGCGGAAGCCAAACCCGUCAGCCAGCUGUAUGAGGGUGAUGAGGAGGGCUACCAGGACGUGACUCUGUCGUUGAUGAAGGACCGCUCGCUGGACGGCAGCGGAGUGCAGGAGUGGUGGGACAUCAGCAUCGCCGACUGCGACCCCUCCAAAGAAGGAUGUGGGGUUCUGCCCAUGGUCAUCUUCAACGACAAAGUCAGCCCCCCCAGUCUGGGCUUUCUGGCAGGAUAUGGGAUCAUGGGGCUGUACGUGUCGGUGGUGCUGGUGAUUGGGAAGUUUGUGCGCGGCUUCUUCAGCGAGAUCUCCCACUCCAUCAUGUUCGAGGAGCUGCCCUGCGCCGACCGCAUCCUCAAACUCUGCAACGACAUCUUCCUGGUGCGGGAGACGGGCGAACUGGAGCUGGAGGAGGAGCUCUACUCCAAGCUCAUCUUCCUCUACCGCUCCCCAGAGACCAUGAUCAAGUGGACCCGGAGCAAGGACUAGCGCACGCUCGCUCGCACCCGCGUCCACAGGUAGAGUCCGCAGCGAGGCACUCAAUCCGGACUCCCAUCUGCUAACCGUCGACUCCAGUGGCUCCUCCCCCUUUGGGGUUUCGCACUCCUUGGCAACAGACACUUGACAACCAGGGAAGGCGACGCUGUCUGUGCAUGUAUACAGACCCUUCUGCGGCUGUGCCAGACGUGACCGACCGUUAGCCAAAGCCGUGAGCCAUGUGGCCGUCCAUUUGCCUGGUUUAUGUCUGCCAUUCACUAAAAGGACAGCAUGGACACAGACAGCUUUUCUUAUAUCACUACAAAGCUGAGCCAAGCUCUGUUUUCUCCACCCUUACUUUUCUGCGGCCUGCACAGCACAGUAGGCCCGGGAGAAUGUUACGUCAGAAUGAGGGAACGCCGAAUGGGUCCAGGUAUUAUGACAUCACAGAUCACGGACGCAGUCUGUCAGCUGACAUGUUUGGAAUGGGCAAAUGUCGAAAGGGUUUUUUUAGCGGACAAUGUGAGAGGACAUGCAUUAUCAGAACGAUGGCUGUUCACAGACUGAUAUGCUGUUGAAUGAUAAGGUUGGAAGAAAGUGAUCUUAUUAUAAGGUUAUGGGCUUAUUGUCAAUACUAAGAUAUCAAUGACUUGAACUCCUCUAUGAGCAAUUUCAGAUGUUUUUUUCUAUUGCAAAAAUGGUCUUAUUUUUCCAAAUUUCUCAAGUAUGGUUCUGCUAUUGCCACAGCAAUUACCAGUUGCACAAACAGCAUCUCUUUUUUGUACAAUAUAUCAUAAAGUUAUUUAUUUUUCUUAAAAUGCUCUCUAA